Lytechinus pictus (painted urchin) is the source of this 4344-nucleotide messenger RNA. RefSeq lists its product as uncharacterized. The transcript is spliced from 11 exons. Gene Ontology annotation, cellular component: nucleus; histone acetyltransferase complex. NCBI's taxonomy places the organism in Eukaryota, Metazoa, Echinodermata, Echinoidea, Temnopleuroida, Toxopneustidae. Gene Ontology annotation, biological process: regulation of DNA-templated transcription. Gene Ontology annotation, molecular function: histone acetyltransferase activity. The record is from RefSeq and is a predicted model, not a curated record. Bases 321 to 3344 code for a protein of 1007 amino acids.
UCAUAGUUAACAGCUAUAAAAAUCUAGUUUUUAAAAGUCGGUAACAGACGGGAAAGUCAAUGCUGCGAAUCUGCGCGGUCCGAUCCCCGGUACGCGGUACGUACUACAAUACUGCAAGAAUCUUCAGGAUUGAAGGAGGCAGUGUAGCUUGAAGAAGAAGAAGAAGAAUCUGAAGAUAGAAAGCCAUACGACUGUACAACUUCUCUCUUCAAUCUUCGUAUAAAUCGUCAUUCAUUGUGCAACAGAAGGGUUUUUCCUAAUCCGUCAUCUUUCAUGAUGAAUGCAUCAGGAAGUGCUACGGGUGGGACUCCCAACGCAACAUGAAUUCAUCAGGAAGCGCUACGUGUGGGACUCUCUCCAAAAGUGCUACGGGUUGGAUUCUCAACAUGAAUACAUCACAAAGUGCUACGGGUAGGACGCCCAACACGAAUGCAUCACAAAGUGCUACAGCUUGGAUUCUCAACAUGAAUACAUUGCAAAGGGUCACAGGUACAUGUAGGACGCCCAACAUGAAUGCAUCACAAAGUACUACGGGUAGAACGCCCAACAUGAAUGCAUCACAAAAUGCUACGGGUGGGACGCCCAACAUGAGUACCUCACAAAGUGCUACGGGUGGGACGCCCAACAUGAAUGCAUCAAAAAGUGCUGCGGGUAAGACUCCUAGCAUGAAUUUAUCAGAUUGUGCAAUGUGUAAGACUCCCUUUGUAAAAAUAAAAGGGCCGAAAACGGGAUAUGGUCGGCAUACACUUCGUCAUUUUACAACCCCGAGAACAGCCGAGAAAUUCUGUGGAGGACCUGUGUGCAUGGACAAUGUUGUGUGCGGAAAAUGUUCACGCGACAUCGUCAAGAAUACUGUCAUGCUCACAACGAUCGGGCGAAAGACUGGGCAAAAAAUAGCGAGGAGGAUUUUGAAGUCUGAGAAAAUUCUUUUGCGUAAGAGUAAAGCCCAAAAGAAACCUCGCCCUCAGAAAGUUGAAGGAGGAGACGGAACUGUACCAUCCACAAGUGCGAUUCCCAUGGAGAUUGGAGAUGAGGUUCAAGAUUGGAGUGAUAUGGAACAAGAAGAAACCCAGGAAUCGCAGAAUUCAAGCCGACCCUUGAAGAAGAAACCUAAGAAUCGCAGAAUUGAAGACGAUCCAUUAGACAAAGCCAUCACCUGCCUAUCGGAGGGCCGAUUUUCGGUCGGGCUCAGGGCUCUGUGCAAGGUUUCUGCAAGAGCCAAACAAGCACUCAUAACUGUAGUAGCAGAAAUAAUCAAAAAAGAGAUAAAUUCAUAUCCAAAGAUAAAUGCAUUUCAGCAGGAAGUCACCCACUCUGCAGUCUCUUCAUUUUCCUGGGUAAAAGCAAUGGAGGAGGCUCAGGAGAGCUUACCAACCACAGUCAGCUGUAUCUGGGCUAUGCUACCAUUCAAGAAAGGAAAACCCAAGAGUGAUGUAGUUCGAAAGGCUGUCCAUAUGCUGAACAUUGCCCUCUACACUAGAUCCCGCGGCUUCAAUUUUGUCCAAUCGUCUGUUGGGAUGGAACUCUUGAAAAAACGAGCAAGCAGGAAGGUAUUUACGACGUUAAACCGUAUGGCAAUAUCCACGGCAUAUGCCCCAGCCAGGCACCAUCUUGACGAGAUUGGAAAACAGCAUGAACAAGAACUUCUGAACUGGAAAAAGUAUCUGGAAAGCACGCCCAGCCAAGAGAGCUAUGGCUUCAGCUACAGCCGUAUCUUUCUAGGAUUUAAAGCAAAGACAACUUGCAAGUCAAACCCGCAAACUGUCUGCUUUGCAGUGAAAGACCGUGUUCAUACCAAGAGAGCUGUGAAAAGUCGUGAGGUGCAAGUGCCCGCUUCCGAACUUGAUCCCUAUACAUUUCUUCCGUCCCCUGAAGUCUUCGCGCGUAGAAGAUCAAGGGCUGUAUUCCUGGUCAAGCACCUCAUCACUAAGCACCUGACGAAAGUCCAGCAUCUCAAGGGGAAGAUGCCUUCCAGGAUCCUUCAUAGUCACACCAAAGAAAUGGAUGAGAAGUCUCAAUGUGUUACACCAAGCAUAGUCGAUGCUAACCCAGGCUCCACACAGGGUAUGAUAUCUGUCCUUGAACGUUUGCAGAACUACGUGCCUGUGAAGGACGGUAAGCCGAUGCCAUGCUUACUGAUUGGGGACAUUGAGCCUAUUCAACAAGCACAGGGGCAUGCCUGCAGUGACGGAGGAAACGGGAAUGAUCGCUUGGUCGCCUUUCGUGCCUGCCCUCAAGAAUCUCGCAAGGACGUCCACCACAUAAAAGAAUCAAAUAAAAAGUUCUUCAAAGCAUCAAGUUUGACUGAAAGAGGGACGGUCGCCCAGAUGAAGGACAGGUUUAAGCUGAGACCCUUCAAGAACGAUACCACUGAAAGCUUUCCACGUACGUGGGAUUUGUACGAGUUUGUGACAGAAGCACACAUCCUGAUGUGUGCGAUGAAACUGUGUGGAAUGACGUCACUUGAAGAUCAACCGGAAGGAUGUCCUCGCCAGAAGUCGCAUGUAAGACGGCAAUUCCAGUGGUUGACUAACCUUGCACAUAGAGUGGUGGACUUCUGCUGGUUUCCUCCAGAUAGAGGAGAUGUACAAGUGGCUGCCGCAUCAUUUGACGAGAAACUGAAAGACGUUGAGGAAAAUGUUCUUCGAUACUGCUAUUGCAACACUCAUGGGAAGUCCGAUGACAUGGUCUUGUGCCACGCCAAAACUUGUGAGCAUGCCUGGUUCCACUUAGAAUGUGUGGGACUGGACAAGGCUCCGAACUCGGAAGAUGACUGGUACUGCUCCAAGGAAUGCGAAAACAGUGGAUCCUACAUCUACUGCUUCUGUCACAUGAAGCAACCGGCAGGGGUUAAUAUGGUCCAGUGUCACCUAGCGGAUCAGUGUAAGAAGUAUGUGUGGUACCACCAAGAUUGUGUGUCUACUAGCACGGAUGCUCCCUUACCAGAAACAUGGUACUGUUCUGAGGAAUGUGCGCUUGGAGCUGAAAAUGAUGACCAUGUGCUGAACCACACCAAGGCUCUGAUGUAUGAAGGUCUAUGUCAUCUUAUCAGACGUCAAGCCGUUAGUGAAGGUAACGGACCUGCCAUGGUGGAUGACUGGAAAGCUGAUAUGCUCAACUUCCAUGAGUGGGAUCGUAAGGGGUAUCUGGCAAUCGGGCAUUGCUUUCUUGCAUGUGUUGGAGGAUUUGCUGAUCCAGAACUUCGAGACAGCUUCAUUUGGAACAGAGUUGCAAACCCCAGCGGCAAACCAGGGGCAAACAUUGGAUUGGAGGAAUGCGUGACUUUGGACUAUCAGGGUUCGUACGGGUCAUGGAAUUACACUUUUUUGUGUUUCAGGCCUUGAAAGUCAUGGAAAAUCUUUUUUUUUUUCAUUGAAAAGUCAUGAAAAGUCAUGGAAAAUUUUUUUUUUUUAAAGUUCAAUGAUUUUCCGUUAGAAAUAGUGAUCGAGCUCCGCUUACCAUUUAAAAAUCAUCAAAAAUCCACACUCAAAAUCAUGAAUAAGCCUUGAAAAUAGGAGGAGCGCAGUUUCAAAUUCCGAAGUUGCGUCUUUUUUCUGUACCACGUAUUUCCAUACCCUUGGUACCAGGUAUGGAAAAAAAAUCAACGCAAUGGUCGGGAAACAGUUGCAUGUAUAGGGGUCCAAUAUGACUACCACCAUGUGCAAUUUCUAAUGCACAUGUUUCCCCUACAGAUAUCACAAUUCUGUGAUAAAACAAUUUGAAUUACACAGGAAAUAAAUCCUAUAGUCUAGUAACCUAGCAUUGGUGAGUUGUCAUUCGGCUUUGCUUUUCAAAACGGCCUAUUAAUAAAUUAUAACUUAAAAAUCAUUUGGUUUUAUUUUCUAGGGGAUGAGGUAAAUAUCAGACAAUAAAUCAUCAAACAAAGCUCCAUCUAUUUUACAAGGCAGGCUCACGCACGCAUUGGCGCUUGUACUAGCUAGCCAGUCUGAGCUCUGUCUCUCUGCCAGAGCUCUGGGGGACAAAUCGCUCCGUAAAGGCCUCAAUGACUGUGAUUUUCUGUUUCAGACAGAGUUUACAUUUCGGGUAUAUUAUUCAAAACUGCCAAUAAAGUUUUAUGAUUUCUUCAUUGUCAUAUGUAUAUUUAAGUUAUUAUUGAAUACAUUCUGACCAAAUUUAGACUCCCCCAUAGAGAAAUGCAAUUUUCAUGGAGAUCUGCGUUUUCAAAGAACUUCAGGGAAAGUUAGGGUAUGUGGGCCUUUAUUACAUGUACAUGGCCAAGUACAGGGUAUUGUACUGGAAUAGACGGAGUAGAAAUUAGAUAUUGAAUUCAUUUAUAUCCAAGACCAACUCAUAGUCACACCCACAUUCAAGAUUCUAAGCAUG